This is a messenger RNA of Peromyscus californicus insignis, 1404 nucleotides long. Its product is annotated as translation initiation factor IF-2-like. The record is from RefSeq and is a predicted model, not a curated record. The transcript has a single exon. Lineage: Eukaryota; Metazoa; Chordata; Mammalia; Rodentia; Cricetidae. The annotation marks the transcript as partial.
GGUGGCCCCUCCUCCUCCGGGUCCUCCUUCUGGUCCUCCGGGUCCUCCUCCUGGUCCCCGGGGUCCUCCCGGCCGAGCUCGGAGCCCAGGCCUGCCGGGCCGCGGGCCGACUUUGAAAAGUUUGGGAGGCGGCCGAGGCCUCGGGGCUCCGCACACUCGCGGGGCUCAGCCGGGCUCAGGGCCGCGGCCUGGGGGCGGCGCCCGCGCCCGGCCCGCAGAAUACGCGCGCCCUGGGCCGCGCUGCGCGGCGUUCCGCCCGCGCGCGGGGGAGACGCGGCCUCCGCGGACACAAAAGCCCCCGGCCUGCCGCGGCCGCUCGGGGGACGUGGCGCGGCCCCGCGGCCUCCCCGCCCCGCCUGUGCUCCACAACCCAGCACGGGGCCGGGCUUCGGGGGCGGGGACCCAGGGCGCGCGGAGCCCCGCACCCGCACUCGCACCCGCACGGAGCUCCGGGGCCGCGGCCUCGCCGGCAGGCAGCGCUGCGCUCCGGGACCGUGCGCGCCAGGCCCUGCGCUCACCCCGAGCCCCUAUGCGCCGGGGUCCCCGCGCCCUCCAAGGCCCAUUACCCCCGGCUCUACGUCUCCCGUCCGCGCCCCGCAGCUCGGGCUCCACGUUCUCCGCUGCCCUCCAAGGCCCAAGACUCCCUGGCUCCGCGCACCCUAUGAAGGGCGCAAGGGCGCAGCGUCCUGCUCUGCGCUCCCCGGCGCCCUCCAAGGCCCCAAACCCUCCAAUUCUGCGUCCAGGUCCUCUGCGCCCCGGGCCGCUCUCUGCCCUUCAGGCCCAGAGACCCCCAGCUCCACGCCUCUCUGCACACCCAGCCCGGCCCCAGACUCCCCGAGGAAACAGCAGCUCGCAACUUCAUCCCAGCCCCAGCAGGCAUCUUAGCCUCGCAGUCAGAUGUCAGGAAAACUUUGUCUGAGAAAGCGGCAUAGUUCUGGGUGGGUGUAUGGACGCCCCACAUUCUCCGUGCCCGUGGUUCGAACUCGUGUUUCUGCAACGCCCCCUGCCUUGGAGAUGUAAUAACUGGGCUCUUCAACACAAAGCGUAUGGAAUUAACACCAGAAGAGCAUCGGGAAAGGGGAACUCACAUAGACUAGUUGUAGGGAGAUUCCCCCACGCCAACCCAAGGAGACUGCCAAUCAGAUUCGACUAGUAGUCCACAUUCUACAACUGAGGCACACGCUUUUGAGGUUCGGUUUCUGAUUUACCAAGUGAGCGGGACUUCUUCUCUAAGGUGUCUUCUAGCUCUGGCAUUCUUUGAUGAGCUUUUAUGAGUUUUCCCGGUUUGUUGUUAGGUUUUCUAGUUACUGUACUAAGAGAAACUAGCUGCAGACUACACUUCCAUCAGGUAAAACACGGUUUGUUUCUACAUCUAAUCUUAGACAAGUACUCCUUAAGCACAGG